This is a messenger RNA of Prosopis cineraria, 2206 nucleotides long. Its product is annotated as VAN3-binding protein-like. Lineage: Eukaryota; Viridiplantae; Streptophyta; Magnoliopsida; Fabales; Fabaceae. Bases 110 to 1576 code for a protein of 488 amino acids. Gene Ontology annotation, biological process: leaf vascular tissue pattern formation; phloem or xylem histogenesis; auxin-activated signaling pathway. The transcript has 7 exons. The record is from RefSeq and is a predicted model, not a curated record.
CGGUUCUCUAUAAAAACGCCGAACCAAAUACAAACAACGCCAAAGCGUCUUUCUACUUUCUAUCACCAACCUGUGUCAUUCUUCUUCUUCACUGCUCUGAAAGCUGCAAAUGGACAAACCCGACACCGAGCCCUGGAGGCCCGACCCGUUUCAUUCCGUCAUGUUCAGGCCGCCGGAGACCCCGCGUGAGCCCAUGGAGUUCCUCUCUCGUUCAUGGAGCGUCUCUGCUCUUGAAGUUUCCAAAGCUCUCUCCCCAGCUCAGCUCUCGCUUUCCAAGCCCCCUAGUGGAGGUUUUCCCGGCGUUGGCGCUCACGGCGGUCCCAUUCUCGAAGACAUCGCCGGCGAAAUCGAAGAGAAUGCCACCGUUUCUGGCAACCCAUUCUCUUUUGCUUCCUCUGAGACUUCGCAGAUGGUCAUGGAGCGAAUUAUGUCACAGUCGGUGAGUGAGCUUGGUGGAGCAGAGCAUCAGGAGGUAUCUCCACGCACUUCAGGCAGGCUCUCUCACAGUAGUGGCCCUCUCAACGGAACACAGAGCUGUGGCUCCUUAACCGAUAGUCCUCCUGUGUCUCCCUCUGAGAUCGACGAUGUCAAGUAUAACCGCCCCACCAACAACAGCAGCUUGAAUACUCAAUUCCGGCCGACCACCGUCGCCGGAGGUACUGUUGCCGCGGCCGGAGGCGGGGGGAAGACGGUCGGGAGGUGGCUCAAGGAUAGGAAGGAGAAGAAAAAAGAGGAGACCAGGGCCCACAAUGCUCAGCUUCACGCGGCCGUCUCUGUUGCCGGGGUUGCGGCCGCCGUCGCGGCCAUCGCUGCCGCCACUGCGGCGUCCUCUGGAGCUGGUAAAGACGAGCAGAUGGCAAAAACUGACAUGGCGGUUGCCUCGGCGGCGACCUUGGUCGCUGCACAGUGCGUCGAGGCAGCAGAAGCCAUGGGUGCUGAGCGUGAGCACCUUCAAUCGGUUGUCGGCUCCGCCGUGAAUGUGAGAUCCGCCGGAGACAUCAUGACAUUAACUGCUGCAGCAGCUACAGCUUUACGUGGGGCAGCCACAUUGAAAGCAAGGGCCCUCAAGGAAGUUUGGAAUAUUGCAGCAGUAAUUCCUGUGGAGAAAGGCAUGGGAGCUAGUGGCAAUGGAAGCAACGGCAAUUCAAACAGCAGCUUUAGUGGCGAAUUAGCCCCGGAAGAAAAUUUCUUAGGCAUCUGUAGCAGAGAAUUACUUGCCAGAGGCUGUGAACUCCUUAAACGAACUCGCAAAGGUGAUCUUCAUUGGAAAAUUGUAUCAGUUUACAUAAACAGGAUGAACCAGGUUAUGCUGAAGAUGAAGAGUAGACAUGUUGCUGGGACCAUCACUAAAAAGAAAAAGAAUGUGGUAUUGGAAGUGAUAAAGGAUAUGCCAGCCUGGCCCGGCAGGCACCUACUCGAAGGUGGUGAGAACCGGCGCUACUUCGGGCUGAAGACAGUGAUGCGAGGCGUAGUCGAAUUUGAAUGCAAAAAUCAAAGGGAGUAUGAUGUGUGGACUCAGGGAGUCUCAAGGCUUCUCUCCAUUGCUGCUGAAAGGAACAAUAAGAACAGAAUAUGAACUUUUCUUCUGAAGGAGGAAAAAUGGUAAUUUUUUUGCAGAAAUUGGAGGGAUAUAGGAUCCCUCCAUGGUGGGGUUCUGUUCACUGUAAAAAGGGUUAGAGGGGGAAAAAAGAAAAAGAAAAAAAAAAACUAAAGGCAUAGAUAGCUAUAUGGUCUUAAGAUGGGGUCUUCUUUCUUCAAUAUUUUGCGGAACAUACAAUAUGAUGAUGAUGAUGGGGUUUUUGGCUAUUGUGUGUUAUAUUUUAUUGUGAAAUGGGAUAAAAAUUUUAAAAAGUAAAGUGUAUUUGAACCAAAGUGAAGAACACAAGCAUGUGAACUUAAGGGAUGGUCUUCAUUCUUUCACUGUUGUGGAAAGGAAAAGGGUAUCUUGUACUGGGGUAGUCAAAAAGAGAAAAAGGAAGAAUUCCCCAUUUAGUCUUUUUAAAGUAUUAAUUAAUACUUUGAAGAUAAAGACGCACACAAGAGCCUGAUCCUAUGAAGCAUUUUGUGUGAUACCAUGUGGGUUCUAGUGGUUGUUGUUUAAUGUUAUUGUUUAUGAUCUAGUACUACUGCUACUGGAGGAGCUAUCAUUGUUUUGGACUAUGAUCUUCCCUAGUUUAUUAUAUAUAAUCUGACGUUGUCUCUUUGA